AUGCAUGGCAAUUCCUUAAACCUCUUCAGGAAGUCAUCCAAAGAAGAGAUUGUUGUGGGGAAAAAAGGAAGCCGCAGGAGCGAUGCAAGCAUGAAUACAGAGGUAUUGAAACGCAAACUGGGGACUGGUAUUGCAGCCAUUAAUGAACUCAGUGGCGCUACACACAAGCUGAAUUUACAUGGGAAGCAGGAUAGUGAAUUAUUUUUCUUCAGCUUUUCUCCGCUAGAAAGUGCAACACGCCACUUCUCUGAUGAAAAUAAGCUAGGCCAGGGUGGUUUUGGGCCAGUCUAUAAGGGUACAUUGACUGAUGGACAAGAGAUUGCAGUCAAAAGACUCUCUAGAAGAUCUAGACAAGGAGUAAAGGAAUUCAAAAAUGAAGUUAUGUUAAUUUCAAACCUACAACAUAGGAAUCUUGUUAGAGUAUUGGGUUGUUGCAUUAAAGGAGAGGAGAAGAUAUUAGUCUAUGAGUAUUUGCCUAACAAAAGUUUGGAUUCGUUUCUUUUCGAUUCGUUACACCGAGUUUUGCUUGACUGGAAGAAACGCAUGAACAUCAUUGAAGGGAUCGUGCAAGGACUUCUAUAUCUCCACAAAUACUCUAGACUAAGAAUUAUCCAUAGAGAUUUGAAAACGACCAACAUCUUAUUAGACAACAACAUGAAUCCAAAAAUCUCCGAUUUUGGGACAGCAAAAAUCUUUGAAGAGAAUGAAUCGCGAGCGAACACAAAUCGCAUUGUUGGGACAUAUGGUUAUAUGUCUUCUGAGUAUGCCAUGAAUGGUCUAUUCUCUGAAAAAUCUGAUGUCUUCAGUUUUGGAGUCAUGAUGCUAGAAAUCCUAAGUGGCUGGAAGAACAAUGGUUUCCCUCAGUCAAAUGAAUUUUCUAACCUACUAGAAUAUGCAUGGCAUCUGUGGACAGAAGGAAGAUGCUUGGAGCUAAUGGAUCCAGAGGUGGCAAAAACAUGUAUAGACACAAGGAAAUUUAGAUGGUAUGUCGAAGUUGGUUUGUAUUGUGUGCAAGACGGUGCAGAAGAUAGACCAACCAUGUCAGAUGUUGUGUCAAUGCUUGGAAGCGAUACAUAAACUCCUUCAGGUCCCAAACCACGAGCU
Molecule: messenger RNA, 1104 nt
Organism: Ziziphus jujuba (common jujube)
Lineage: Eukaryota; Viridiplantae; Streptophyta; Magnoliopsida; Rosales; Rhamnaceae
Product: G-type lectin S-receptor-like serine/threonine-protein kinase B120
Exons: 6
Coding region: 1-1077 (358 amino acids)
Biological process (GO): protein phosphorylation
Molecular function (GO): ATP binding; protein kinase activity
Source: RefSeq, a predicted model, not a curated record